AUGUCAGACUACUACAACCAAAACCCAUAUCCUCCCCCACCAGGGAGCGGGUACAACCAAUAUCCGCCACCUCCGCGAUCACAACACGAGGGUGGUCAAACCUACGCUGCUCCACAGUCCUCCUAUGGAGAGUAUCAGCCUGCACGUGAAGACCAAUACCGAUCCUCGCCGCGUAACUCGGGCAUGCAGGUCGGCCAGUACGCGGGCGAAUAUGACGGUCGCUCGCGUCGUAACUCCGGCCCAUAUGCUGCCAGUCAGUACCGCGCAGGAGACAGCGCGUCAUAUUAUGCGCCUCCAUCGCAAGGAUACGACGACCGCUAUGACGACCGUCCAAGCUCCCGAGGCUCGAGACGGGAAAGGGGGAGGGAAAGAUCGCGGGAAAGGUCAAGAGAACGCGGGGAGAAACAUCAUGGUGGGCACGAGGCAGAAAAGAACAUAGGGGCAACUCUCCUUGGUGGUGCUGUUGGUGGAUGGGCCGGUCAUGAGUUGGGCCACAAGAACGGCCUGAUCACCGUUGCUGGAGCGCUCGCAGGUGCCUAUGCCGGUCACAAGCUCGAAUCCAAGCAUGAGAAAAGCAAAGAAAGGAAAAAAGAACGCCGGGAAGGCGAGGCUUAUGGCGAAUACUAUGACGACUACGAGGACCGAAGAAGCCGCUCGGUGUCUCGCUCCCGCAAGAGAUCAGAGAGCAGGAGAAGUGUGAGCAGUAGCAGCAGUGAAAGCGACAGCAGCAGGCGCAGGCAUCGUCACCAUCAUUGA
This is a messenger RNA of Fonsecaea nubica, 756 nucleotides long. RefSeq lists its product as hypothetical. The record is from RefSeq and is a predicted model, not a curated record. Lineage: Eukaryota; Fungi; Ascomycota; Eurotiomycetes; Chaetothyriales; Herpotrichiellaceae. Bases 1 to 756 code for a protein of 251 amino acids. The transcript has 3 exons.